Molecule: messenger RNA, 840 nt
Organism: Erpetoichthys calabaricus (reedfish)
Lineage: Eukaryota; Metazoa; Chordata; Cladistia; Polypteriformes; Polypteridae
Product: gamma-crystallin M2-like
Exons: 4
Coding region: 1-804 (267 amino acids)
Biological process (GO): lens development in camera-type eye; visual perception
Molecular function (GO): structural constituent of eye lens
Source: RefSeq, a predicted model, not a curated record
AUGGCUCACCCACCACCUUGGAUUGCCUUUUGUACUCUUAGCCUGACUGUGAAUCGAACAGUCAACAGCUUAACCUUUUUCAGCCAUGCAGCAAAUAUUCAAGGUGUUUACACGCACACUCAUAAUCGUGUUAAGACCAAUGACUUGGACACCAGCCUUGGAGCCGUGUUGAGCCAAGUUGUUGAAGGAGCUGAACACCCCAUAAUGUACCUGAGCCGGAUACUGCUGGACUUUGACAUGUGUAAACUUUCUCUGUACUCACAAUAUUGUUUUUCUCUUUUAUUCCAGAUCAUAUUUUAUGAAGACAGGAAUUUCCAGGGCCGCUACUAUGAAUGUAGCAGCGACUGCGCUGAUUUGCACUCCUACUUCAGUCGUUGUAACUCCAUCCGGGUGGAGAGCGGCUGCUGGGUGGUGUAUGAGCGCCCCAACUAUAUGGGCUACCAGUAUUUCAUGAGAAGGGGCGAGUAUCCAGACUACCAGCGCUGGAUGGGAUUUAAUGAUUGUAUCAGGUCCUGCCGUGCGAUCCCUCAGUACAGAGGAUCAUACCGCAUGAAGAUUUAUGAGCGGGAGAACUUUAGUGGUCAGAUGAUGGAGUUCAUGGAUGACUGUGAGUCUGUUCAGGACCGCUUCAGAUAUCCAGAUAUUCAUUCCUGCCACGUGGACGGCUACUGGAUCAUGUAUGAGCAGCCCCACUACAAAGGACGCCAGUACUUCCUGAGGCCCGGCGAGUACAGGAGAUACAGUGACUGGGGAAGCAUGAAUCCUAGGAUUGGCUCCUUCAGGCGUAUCAUGGAUAUCUGCUGAAUCUUUUGUCAUUAAAGUGUGAAAGUGAUCAUACAA